This is a messenger RNA of Andrographis paniculata, 2688 nucleotides long. Its product is annotated as F-box protein SKIP14-like. NCBI's taxonomy places the organism in Eukaryota, Viridiplantae, Streptophyta, Magnoliopsida, Lamiales, Acanthaceae. The record is from RefSeq and is a predicted model, not a curated record. The transcript is spliced from 3 exons. Gene Ontology annotation, molecular function: protein binding. Gene Ontology annotation, cellular component: cytoplasm. The coding region runs from base 504 to 1955 and encodes 483 amino acids.
UAUCGUACCGAUUUUCGCUCUCUGCCUUCCAUCUUCCCCACGCCACGCCCUCUUUUUCUCACUUCCCUUCCCCUCCCUAUUUACUUGGUCUACACAUACACGCUAUUUAAUCCCCUCUCUACAAAUUUCAUCUUGAUCUUGCUAUUGCACUCAAUAUAUUACGCAUCCAAGCUUUCUUUGCUUCCUGUUCGGAUUAAAUAGUUAGAUUCUUCGUCCUUCGGUUUUAUUUUAUUCCAUUUCAUUUCACCCCUUUUCUUUCUGAAUUAGCUUCCUAGUUUGUUGCAUUUUGCGCUGGUUAUUUCCGGUGAUGCUAUUUAGCAUUGCGGUUUGGUUUAGGGUUGGAAAUUGGGUCGCCGUUUGCGGUUCCCAAUAGACAGAUGUUAGGUUGCACUGAGAUUGGAAAUUUCCUCGGUUCGUGCGGUUUUUGUUGUUUGGGUAAAAAGUGAAGGCCUUUAAAUUUCUGGUGUUGUGAUUUGAUUAUACGGGGCUUGUUUGUCGAAGAUAUGGCAUUGGAUGAAGGAGUGAAAUUAUUUGGUGGUGUGAAUUUUGAUGAUCGAUGUUCAACGGAGGAAUUUCUCCGUGCUGGUGGAAAAUAUUCGAUGGAAUUUGAAUUAUUUGAUGAUUCUAAUUCUAAUAAGUGUUCUGAUGAUGACAUAGUUAAUUUGUUGCCUAAUGAUCCUUUUGGGAUGGAGAUUAAUCUAUGUUUGCCGGUAGAUCCGUUUGGGAUGGAUUUUCCUGUUGGUGAGCCCAAUGAUACUUUUGAUAUAGAUAUCAAGGUAGAGACUACCAUAGCUGACACUGUUGGUUGGAUGAAGAAAUGCGAGUUGAUGGCUUGUGGGUUCAAGAAUGAUGAUGCUUUUAUCGACAAAAUCAUGGAUGACAGCAUAUCUUUCACGGGAGUGAACUUUGUGCUUUCAGGCAUUUUAAAUUACGAGCAAGAGGAGGGAAACAAUGCAUUGGUUGAUAGUGCUUUGGCAACGCAAUUAGGUGGUGGCGGUGGUGGUUCAUAUGAUGCCGAAAGUCGGAAACUGGAUUAUGGCACGGGGGAGGAGAUAUUGUGCUUUGGCUUUGAGAAGUACCAGUUAGAUGUUACAAACGAUGGUAAUGUAGGUGCUCCACCAAACGCCAUGUUUUUUGCACUUGGUCAUCUCGGUCUUAAAGAUCUACUAUCAGUUGAAAUGGUUUGCAAAUCGCUCCGUGAUUUUGUCCGAGAUGAUACACUUUUAUGGAGAAGUAUUGAUAUAGAAUAUUCAUUGAAGAAUAAGGUCACUAAUGAUAUUCUCUGUCGGUUAACUGACCGGGCACAAGGUAUGCUCAGCAGCUUGAACAUUGAGAGGUGCCCAAAGAUCACAAAUGCUGGUUUAUUUUAUGUGCUCAGAAACAAUCCAGGCUUGACCAAGUUAAGUGUGGCAGCGUGCAACGGACUCAAUGCUAAACAAGUAUUGAGUGACCUGUGGGUGUUUAAUUCCAGUACCGUGCCUGGUAUCAAACGACUCAGAGUUGGCAACCUUUACGGUUUGACAAGCCAGCAACUCGAAGAGUUUAGGCUUUUAUUGGGGAUGGAUGAGGACACGAAUCCCAUGAACCACAAGCCAAUAUAUUUUCGAAUACAGGAGUCCUAUGUUUCUUUGGACGAUGAACGCCCUCUUGACGUUGAAACUUGCCCUCUCUGUCUGGGAAUAAGACAACUUUACGACUGCCCAUCCGAAAGUUGUCAAGCAAAUGCGCACUCUGCAAUGGCAUGCAGGGGCUGCAGUCACUGUAUUAUACGUUGCUUGAAUUGCGGAAGCUGCUUGAAUGAUAAAGAAUACCAGGAGACUUUCUCCUUUGAAUUUAUAUGCAUGGAUUGCUGGGGUACUUUCUUUAAUGUCGACGAUGUGGCUGGAAUGCCACCACCACCGGGGCUUACUUUCUAUUAUCAAAAGGGGACCUUCCAUUUUCUCGUCUUCAGCUAAGAAUGUGAAAGUACGACGACCAAAUCACGAGGCUCUGAAUCAAAUCGAAUCUGACAGCUCAGUGGAUAUUCAAGGUAACAGAUAACAUCGAAAGAUCAAAAAGCAACUCAAAGUCAGCUCAGUGGAGAUAUUCUAGGCAACAGAUAACAUCAAAAGAUCGAAAAGCAACUCAAAGUCAGCUCAGUGGAGAUAUUCUAGGCAACAGAUAACAUCGAAAGAUCGAAAAGCAACUCAAAGUCAGCUCAGUGGAUAUUUAAGGUAACAGAUAACAUCAAAAGAUCGAAAAGCAACUCAAAAGUCAAAACACUUGGUUCCGUAGGUUAUUUGCGCGGGCUUUUGCUUGAAUGCCGGCUGCCUGCCUGCCUGCCUUUCGAUAGUUCUGAGAAAAAGGAAAAACUACACCACCCUAUGCUGGUAAGGGAUAAAUGCUUUAGUCUAAGGUGUCUAUAUUUGGGCUUCAAGGAAGAAGAUAUGAUUAUGAUAUGUUGAGGUGCUGGUAUGAGUUUCAAGUCAAGCCUAGCCUAGCAGCCAUUGUUGGCAAGUGAAAGAUGAUUGUGAAUGCAGUAUGUGACAGUUUACUAGUAGUGAAUGUUGAUGGUGGGUUGGCCGCAAAAACUCAUGUUUAGAUUUCAAUUGAGAGGAAACUUUCAAAAAAGUAGUGUUUGUUUGAUGUUCAUUUCAUGUUUCUUCUUGUUUAUUGUAAUCUCUUUAUGCUUACUCUUUACUAUGAAAA